GCUAAACGCAGGACCCCCCACCAAUGUGUCGGCCGGUAGCGAGAGGUUCUGCGUUUGUCAAAUGCAGAUUUUUGCGUUUGUCAUAUGCAGGAAACCCCGGCUAUCAGCCGAUUCAUCGGUGGGGGGGGGCCCUGCGUCUGAAGUUGACAAGGCCACGACGGACAAGGGUAAGGUCGACGACCGAGAUUUGAGGAAAUUCUUCCUCACUUCGGUGUACGAUGAGCAGGGUACGAACUGGGUCAAGACUGACCACAAGGUCAGCCUUGACAUUGCUCUGUUCAAGGGGUAUGGUCAGAAGGCAUUCGGUAUGAAAGCCUUCAGCAGCAAGCGGGACGGGAAUGCUUCGAGGAUUCUCUUACCCAUUGAAUUCCUCACCAAGACCAAUGGGUAUAGGAGAAGUGGUCAAUACCCGACGGUCUUCGCUGGUUACCAGCUCUCGUUGCCUCUUGUGCCGUUCGACGCUCCAGGAGAAAGUCUCGCAGGCUUGUCAGCGUGCUCUAGCGAUCGGCAGCGAGAUGUCUCGACUCCGCAACCAUCGGUGUCCGCGAAGGAGAAACUCGUUACUUACCAGAGGCGUCCGAGCGGUGGGUCAUCGGGAAACGUCCCGAAGAAGAAGGUGCUCGACAAACCACCUUCCAGUCUUCCGGGGAGCUCGCGUGCCGGUAGAAGCUCGCGCUCGCAGGACACCUCCCAACGUCGAAUGGACGAGGAGUCAAGCGAGAAGACGGAGGACGAUGAACGGAUUCGCCGAUUGCAAUCCCAGUCACUAGCCACGCGAAGGUUCACCCAGGGCGAAGGCUCUUGCGAUGUGAAUGCAGAGUGGGAGGAUAGUAGAGGCGACGAAGCCUGGGCGAGGGGCGAUGGAGAAGACGAUGAGAAUGAAGGAGAAUGUGGUGGUGGGCAGGACCACAUGGAUUGCGAAAAGGCAGCGGCAAGCGGCGGGGUGCUCGGUGGUAAUGUGGGUGGUUCAGAGAUGGAAGACCAGGAUAUGGAAGAUGAGGAAAUGGAAGACGAGGAAAUGAAAGACGAAGGACAGGAUGUCGAUGUUUCCGCGGAGCUUACUUCGAAGGGGAGGGGAAAACGCACAGCGGAAUCGUAGCCGAAGCGAGCCGCGCCUAAGAAGCA
Molecule: messenger RNA, 1125 nt
Organism: Chara braunii
Lineage: Eukaryota; Viridiplantae; Streptophyta; Charophyceae; Charales; Characeae
Source: the annotation of a GenBank genome assembly